Messenger RNA from Archocentrus centrarchus (flier cichlid), 4118 nucleotides. RefSeq names its product melanophilin b (gene mlphb). Gene Ontology annotation, molecular function: myosin binding; actin binding; small GTPase binding. NCBI's taxonomy places the organism in Eukaryota, Metazoa, Chordata, Actinopteri, Cichliformes, Cichlidae. The transcript is spliced from 16 exons. Gene Ontology annotation, cellular component: cortical actin cytoskeleton. Gene Ontology annotation, biological process: intracellular protein transport. The record is from RefSeq and is a predicted model, not a curated record. Bases 185 to 2011 code for a protein of 608 amino acids.
UGUCUCCUCAGCUUUUCUUCCUCCUGGUUAACAAGACAUGUGAUUAGCAUUGCUGUCUGCUACUGAGUUUGCCCUGCAGUCAGCCUGGUGUGCCCUUAGAGGAAACGCUGCCUGCAGGCAACUGAGCCAAAAGCAAGUCCAAAGCCAGGGAGCCAGCCAACGCGCAGGCAUCGAGUUCACAAUCAUGCCUGGCAGCACUACAGCCAAGAAGCUCGAUCUUUCCAAGCUCACAGAUGAGGAGGCCCAGCAUGUGUGGGAAGUUGUCCAGAGAGAUUUUGACCUGAGGAAGAAGGAGGAGCACAGGCUUGGGGAUCUAAAGACCAAGCUUGAGAGAGAAGAUACCAAGAAAGAGUUGUUGGGGAACCAGACCAGCCUGACGGAGUCUCACUGCAUUCGCUGUCUGCAGCCUUUUAAAUUCUUGCUCAACAACAAGCGUCAGUGCCUGGACUGCCAGCUCUACGUCUGCAAGUCCUGCAGCCGCUACAACAAGAAGGAGGAUGGAUGGGUGUGUGACGCCUGUCACGUGGCCAGAGUCCUCAAGAUCGGUACUUUGGAGUGGUACCACGAGAACGUCCGUGCACGUUUUAAGCGCUUCGGCAGCGCCAAGGUGAUGCGUUCCCUUUUCAGGAGGUGCGACGGAGAACGCAGCCGAUCCCAGAGUGACUUAGGAGAGCCUCAUGAGUAUGACACACAGAGCAUGCCUGAGGUCCACAAUGCUUAUGAGGAGCACAGUAUGGAUGCAACAGACUCACAACAACACCAGAGGACGAAAAAGGUCAAAAGGAGGUUAACUGUUGAUCCCAUUGAUUUCAAACUGGACUUUGACCAGUCAAGAGGACAGUCAAAUCAGGCUCUGAGCGAUCCUGACAUCAUGGUCAUGGAUGUAGGCGGGAGGGAAUCGGUGCUUGCUGAGGCAGAUAUGGCCACCGUUUUUCACCAGAUUCUGGACGAACAACACAAAGAGCUGGACAUCGAAAUUACGCCACAAGAUGACCUGGUGUACUCAGAGAACCAGACGGUCCCAUCCUGCUCCAUCUCCCAGCUCAGCUACUCCUCAUGCGGCAGCGGCAGCGUCGGAGGCCCCCGAUGCAGCAGCAGCAUCUACCUGCCUGGCCCCGAGGACUCAGAAGAAGAAGAGGAAGAUGACCCCUGCCAGCCGUACCCGCUCUACCAGUCUCAUUCAGGCCUCUGCCGCCAAACGUCUCAGGACAGCCUGAACUCGGCAAACUCUCCACCACAGAUCACCGACAUGAACAGACGGAUGUCAGCCAUUGAGACUCUACUGAACCGCUUAGAGCAGAAGGUCACCUCAACAUAUGACCAGGCUCCUCCGACUCCGAGCAGCACCUCUCCUCUUCCUCAGUGUCAGGAAGUGGACCUGGAAGAGCAGCAGCUCAGGCAGAGGCUGCACGAGAUGACUGACAACAUCAGUGACCACAGCCUGACCUCUGAUGAUGAGGACGAGCCCAAGAGGCCACACUCCCCCCAAGAAAUCCUAGCACGGAGGAGCCCACAGGCAGAUCCUAAACCUUCCAAAAUACCUACCAGACCCACAUCCAGAGCCAGCACCGUGGUCUCCGGGCUCGAGGAGGAGCGGCCUCAGCAGUCUGACUAUCUGAAGACCAACGAUUCCUCGGAAAGCCUGGAGAGGAAGGGUCACCCUCCAGACGAGGGGUCAAAGGCCAGCUUCAGAGGAUCAACAGCAUUACUGGUUGAGCUGGAAGAUAAAGUGGCUCAAGCAGCUGCCGAUGUCCAGAAUGCCCAGAGUGAGGUGUCUGACAUCGAGAGCAGGAUUGCUGCCCUGAACGCUGCCGGCAUGCCCUUAGAUAAAAGAAGAAGGUCUGCGAUCCCGAUCCAAGCCAGAAGACUUUCCCACAACUUUCCCACAAACCAGGUGGACAGGUUUACCAGGAACUCCCUCUACAGGGGCUCACUGACACAGAGGAACCCAGUGGCAAAGCCCAAGACCAGGGCUCCCUGUGCGAAACCAGUGAUGUCCCAGGGCUCCUGAGGAGGCGGCUGACUAUUAUGUGACUGAGUUAUUACUUAUACUUUACACACUGGAACUGAGCUGGAGUGCAUUGAACAGCCAGGUCUUGUGGUAUAACAUGAAAUACUCACAAAAAGUCAUCAGAUGCUUCUUUGUUACAGUCACUGAUCUUUGAAACAAAUGUAUCCAAAACACAGAGCUCAGAAACCAUAUUUUAACCCAAACCAUCAUAUUUUUCUGACCCUAGCCCACUGGUUUCUAUUCCUUUCACCUAACUACUCACUUUUGGAAAUAUGGAUUUUUUUUUUUUCUCUCUCUCCUUUUAAAGCUGGAAAACAUGACUUUGUGUACAUGGCCAUGAAUCUGUCGAUAUGAGAUCUGGCUGAAAGGGGGAAUUCUUGUCCAGUAACAGGAGAAGAUGUGAAAAUUUGUGUUAAAUUUUAUGAGAAUUGUACAAAUGAGACCAUGUUGAUAAAAGUCUCCCAGUGAAAUUGUCCAAUUUGGUCAACAGAAGCAUAACUGCUUAAAAUUAUUUUUAAAAUGUUUGCUUUUGAUAUUGCAGUGAUUUUUACAGUAUGUUAUACAUGAUGUACACUAACAUCUGCCUCUAAGAAUAAAUCUUGUAAUUUGGAUACAUUAGCAUGCAAGUUAAUGCAUGCAAAAGCUUUAUGAACCAAGGUUUAUGAACCAACAUAUGAAAUGAAUACAUUCAAUGAGCUGCAGUUUCAGCGAACAGAACGAAGCCAGUGAAAAAGCAGUGCAAUCACAAACUGUACGUCAGUUUGAAUUAGUUUGACAUUUUCAAAAAAAGACGUAGAUAUAUUUUUAUAGUUUGUAAAAGUUUUAUUGCCACAUUUAUUAGUAAUUAUGGUGUGCUAGCAAGUUUGAUUGACUGUAAAAUUAAACUGAUGUCACAGCAAGAAGAGCAGGUUUGAUGUGAUUUUAAUAUGAACAUUUGUGUAAGUUAAAGAUUAAAAUGCAUGCAGAAUCUAUGGUGCAGGAAACUAUAUUUAAUAGAUUAAUAAAUCAUACACAAUUGUUUUUAACAAAAUUUUGCUAUCACUUUAAAAUCAAUAUUUUUUAUUUUUCUUUAAUCUGAGCAUCUAUAGAAAGGUUAGUUAUAAGUGCGGUUAAAUAUGCAUCUUAUUUGUUUUUGAGGAGUUACAGUGAAUGAAAGCAGUCGAAAUGUUGUGCUGCUGUCAAGUUUAAAGGUCAUUCAAUAUUUUUCCCAUAAACAUUUUCUAAAGCAUAACCGGCUUAAGCAUCUUUGUUGACCAUCAUUUACAGAACAGGAAGUGGCACAACAAGCCCCGCCCCUGGGACCUGCCUCUUCAACACACCUGAGUCAAAUGGCUGAAUCACCUCCUCAGUAUGUAGUCAAGUUCUCCAGAGUCCUGCUAAUGACUUCUAUAUUUGACUCAGGUGUGUUGGAUCAGGGACACAUCUAAAACCCGCAGGACGCUGGACCUCGAGGCCUGGAUUUGAGGAUCCCUGCUAUACAGUUUUGCAACCAGAGGAGUCGCCCCCUGCUGGUCUUUAGAAAGAAGGCGGGUUAAGGAUUGGUUUCACUUUUCAAACCUGGAAGCUACGUCCAUCUAUUAUAUACAGUCUGUACGGAGAAGUUACUAACCUGGACUACCUUAAUGAAAACAUAAAUUAUAAAUACUAUAUUCUGAUAAAGCUAAUUGAUCCCCCCAGCAUUCUACACACUGGCCCUUCAGUUGAAUUUAUCCAAACCUUUGGAUACCACAGUAUUUGCUAUGUGUAGCAGGAAAUGUCAUAGGAGAUGGCAUCGAAUGUGUCGAUGUAAUGGUAAAUUGGGUGUGUGGUCUGUGUAAAUAAAUGCAGAUGCUUUUAUAAAGAGCUGGAAACUAAAUGAUCUGAGGCGGAUGUCAGUGAUAUGAAGCACAGCCUGUGGCAUUUGUAGUCAUAGAACCUUUACCUUAUUUUCUGUGAUGCUCACCAUUUGUACCCACCGCAGAGAGAAACUAUCCACCCCACUGAUACGUAUUUAUUGGACGUGACUUUUUCUGAUUCACCAUAAAGAUUGUUCCAAGCCUGUGUUAAAUUAUCAUUUUAAUUUGAAUUAUUUGUCUCACUGGUCUCAUUAAAUUAUUUGCAAGCUGAA